CCCACACACAGCCAGCCGAUCUACCGUCGGUGCAGCACCUAACGUCGACAAGUCGCACACACGACGCAGAAUAUGAGUGCCAGCCGCACGGUUGCUUGCUGUUGCUUGCUGUCCAUGACAUGGUCUGACCUUUUCUAAGUGUCGAUUCGUUCGGCCGUCAGUGUGACACUGCAGCCGGCCGUCUCCCAUGUGAUGUUGAAGGGGUACAACACACCGUCACCGUCGGGGAAGCUUGUCUGCAGCGUCUCCUCUACCGCCUCUGCGACUCUCCAGUGACCCUCAACCUCGAUCUCCAGCUCUCGAAUGGCCCUCAGCUGCAGCAGAGAGGUCACGCUGGCGACGACCGAUGCACCGCAUGACGCGGCCUCGCAAACGAAUUCUGCAUCAAAAUACAUCCGUCCAUUCGUCCAUAAGUGCCUCACUGCCUUGAUGCCUACCGGCUAUCUUCACUUGAAGCUUCUGGACCUCCGGCAGGCCAUCCCGCUCGUCGCCCCAGGUCAGCCCCCACUCCCCCACCCCCUGCAACCCCCCCCUCCAACCUCCAACCACUACGCUAUCCAGCUUCCUACCUCCGCCGAUCGACCUCAGGAAGGCCGCCGCGUCCCUCUCUCCCAUGGCCGGCAGCUCCACACGACCCAGCUGCGGCAUCUUGGCUGCUAGGAUGACCCCCACCUCACACACCCGACGGCUGUCGAUCUCCAAUUUAGUCGCAGCGGGGUGCGAGUCGGCCGGGAGGUCUUGCAGGGCCUCGGGCAUGGGGAUCAGGACAUCCUCCUUACACCACACCGUCACUGAUGCGGCCUGCUGGAAUCUCAUGCGGCUCAUGAGCUCCUUCUCAGCUGUGGUGGGCAUGUCCAGGGCGGGCAGGUGCGAUGUGUCGAUGUCCCAGAUGAUGGUCUCCGCCAAUGCGGCGAGGCGCGUCAUGGCGUCGCUGAUGAGUGGGGAGGGGAAUGGAGGCAAGCCCAGCGGGAGGGAGAUCACGAAUGCCUUGACACGGGAAGGAUACACCAGGCCGAUCUUCAUCUCGGGUGGCCUGCAGAUGGCCGACGUGCUGCUGGUAGCCGGUGUGAGGGAAGCCUUGAGGUCGUCCAGGGCCCGCAAGGAAGGCAGCAGGUGGGAGCUGUGGAUCCUGCCGCACCUGACCGGCACGGCAGCCUUGAUCGAAGUGAUAGAGCGGCUCCUGUGGCCAACCAACACCCUCUGACAGAGAGAGGGAGACACAGAGAGAGACGAUUGACAGAGUAAUAAACCAGCACAAAUGCCUUCCAUCCAUGCAUUUCUAGUCUCUCCCAUGUCCGCUUCCCUCACUCACCUUCAGCCGAUGGAAGCUCCUCUCAGGCUCCCCCUCGUCGAAUGUGAAAUCCAGCUGAAUCACGCCUAUCGUCCGAAGCCCCGCCAGUUGCCCACGCUGGCCCUCUGCCGGCGGCAGCACACUCGCCAGUACCUCAGCCAGCCACAUGGGCGGAGUCGGCUGCACAUCCACGUCCAUGAGGCUGUGGGACGAGCGCAGGAACACCCCACACACACUGCCCUCCACACGCUCCAGGGACGGCAGCGUCCACUCGUUGAUAUGGCUGGCAUGCGCGCCUUGGACGCCGCGCAGGGUCUUCAGUCCCGGGAGGGUAAGGGCACUGGGCCUGCAUUGAGAUAGAUCCCAGUGCAGGGUGCUGCGCUCCUCGUCCGUCAGCUCGACCGGCUGGAAGGUGAUGGUGUGGAGGGACCCCUCCUCUCCUCCGGCUGGUGGCUGCGCGCCGUCCUUCUGGGCCUUCCUGCGCGUGCCGCGCACCAUGGCCUCCCUCCCCGUGGCGUGCCCCUCUAUCAGCAUGCUCCACGCCUUCUCGCACCACCUGGUGCCCGUGCGCCACGGGCAGCCGAAUGUCGGGGGGCCCCUAGUGCUGUCCGAAGGGUACCGGACCGUGACGGUGCUGAGGUUGACGGCCUUUUCACCCCACUUGCGCGCCACGUUGCUGGGCACCCGCUCCCAUAGGCGGCGCGUGGUCUUGUCUGAGCAGUCAAUGACGAAGUGGGUGUAGUGUGCCGGUGAGCUGGCGAGAAUGCGCUUGUUGGGUGCGAUAUGGGUGAUGUCCCAAGGGGGCGAGUAGCCGUAGAUGUGCGGGAAGGCCUCACGCGGGAGCCGAUACUGUGCCUGACACACCCACAGAUGGAUGGAUGGAUGAAUGGAUGGUCAUCUUCAGUGUUUGUCUGUCUGUGUGGUGUUUGCUCGCACACCGGUCCUCUAUCUUCGGGCUGUCGGCCGCUUCUACUUACAAGGCGAUAGAACUCACCGUUCACAGGUGGCUCCUGCACAGCACACAUUACAUUGAUAUCAUCCAUCCAUCCCAUCUAUCUACACCACAAGGAUCAGGGAGGGAUGUGCGGCUUACGUCGCUGCCAGUGGCCGGUUGAGCGGCGGUAGGUGCAGACAUGGUGGCUUACUGGGACCGAUGCAGAUAGCUGUACA
Messenger RNA from Vitrella brassicaformis, 2461 nucleotides. The record is from the annotation of a GenBank genome assembly. Lineage: Eukaryota; Vitrellaceae.